Molecule: messenger RNA, 2522 nt
Organism: Manihot esculenta (cassava)
Lineage: Eukaryota; Viridiplantae; Streptophyta; Magnoliopsida; Malpighiales; Euphorbiaceae
Product: protein REDUCED WALL ACETYLATION 3
Exons: 16
Coding region: 336-2069 (577 amino acids)
Biological process (GO): xyloglucan metabolic process; xylan biosynthetic process; plant-type secondary cell wall biogenesis
Cellular component (GO): Golgi apparatus
Molecular function (GO): acetyltransferase activity
Source: RefSeq, a predicted model, not a curated record
UUCAGUGAGAAAAAUAAAAAUUUAGAAACAGUAAUCGAAACUAAUGAAAGCAAUACAACAACCGAAACCAAACACACUCACCGCUACCAACUGCUGAUCAACCAUUGAAGGAAGAAGAAGGAAGUAUUGAGACUGAGAGGGACUUCUCCUCCGCCAUUUUUGUUAAUUCUUCAAGCAAACUCUUCUCUCUUUCACAGAUCUCUCUCUCUCUCUCUCUGUGAUUGUGAUUUGGUUUCGUUUUCUUAGUAAUAUUUAUGACCAUGUCAUUUGGAUCACUGCUCUCUGCCUAUCUUGCUUGACCCCUUCCUCAUCCCUCUGGUUUUUCGAUCAGAAAUAUGGUGAUACAGGGGCCAGUUACGCCUGGACAGGUGUCCUUUCUGCUUGGAAUUAUCCCAGUUUUUGUUGCAUGGAUAUAUUCAGAGUUCCUAGACUACAAGAAAUCUUCAUCUCCUUCUAAAGUCCAUUCAGACAAUAAUCUGCUUGAGUUGGAAAAGGAGACAAGCAGAGAAGAUAAUCGGGCUGUUUUGCUUGAAGGAGGUCUUACAAGAACAGUAUCUGCCAAAUUUCACAGCUCAUCUGUCAAACUGAACUUAAUCAGGUUUAUUACUAUGGACGAUUCCUUCUUGCUAGAAAAUCGACCAACUUUGAGAGCAAUGUCUGAGUUUGGGAUGAUUCUGAUUUAUUUCUAUAUCUGUGAUCGCACAAACUUGCUGGGAGACUCCACCAAGAAAUAUGAUCGCGACCUUUUCCUCUUCCUCUACUCUCUUCUCAUUAUAGUAUCAGGAAUGACUUCAUUGAAGAAGCACAAUGAUAAAUCAGCAUUCUCUGGAAAAUCCAUACUUUAUCUUAACCGGCAUCAAACUGAAGAGUGGAAAGGAUGGAUGCAGGUCCUAUUCUUAAUGUACCAUUACUUUGCUGCAACAGAGAUUUACAAUGCAAUACGUGUCUUUAUUGCUGCAUAUGUUUGGAUGACUGGAUUUGGCAAUUUCUCUUAUUAUUACAUUAAAAAGGAUUUUAGCAUUGCACGCUUUGCUCAGGUAAUAUUUAGUGAUACUGAUCCUUAUAUUUGCUCAACAACAUUUUCUGAACUUAAUACAUAUGAGGGACAAAAUGGUCUUAAUGUUUAUCAUUUGGUGCAGAUGAUGUGGCGGCUCAAUUUCUUUGUGGCAUUUUGCUGUAUUGUUCUUAACAACGAUUAUAUGCUGUAUUACAUCUGCCCAAUGCACACGCUAUUCACUCUAAUGGUGUAUGGGGCCCUUGGUAUAUUUAAUAAGUAUAACGAGAGUGGCUCAGUGAUGACUGUAAAGAUUCUUUCAUGCUUUCUUGUGGUUAUCUUGGUUUGGGAAAUACCUGGAGUUUUUGAUAUUCUCUGGAGUCCUUUCCUAUACUUGUUAGGUUAUACUGAUCCUGCAAAGCCAGAUAUCCCUCGAAUGCACGAGUGGCAUUUCAGAUCUGGACUUGAUCGCUAUAUUUGGAUCAUUGGAAUGAUAUAUGCAUAUUUCCACCCAAAUGUAGAGAAAUGGAUGGAGAAAUUGGAGGAAUCUGAAACCAAGAAGAAACUUUCAAUUAAAACUGGAAUUGUGUCCGUCUCUUUAGUGGUUGGUUAUUUGUGGUAUGAAUACAUUUACAAGCUGGACAAGGUUGCAUACAACCAGUACCACCCCUACACAUCGUGGAUUCCCAUCACUGUUUACAUUUGCUUAAGGAACUUCACUCAGCAGCUACGGAGUUUCUCUUUGACUCUCUUUGCUUGGCUGGGCAAGAUAACUUUGGAGACCUAUAUUUCACAGUUCCACAUCUGGCUGAGAUCAAACGUUCCCAAUGGACAGCCCAAGUGGCUUCUUUCCAUUAUACCAGAAUAUCCAUUGUUGAAUUUCAUGCUCACAAGUGCCAUCUAUGUCCUAGUAUCUCUUCGGCUUUUUGAAUUAACCAACACACUGAAGGCUGUUUUUAUACCCACAAAAGACAAUCGGCGGCUUUUUUAUAAUUUUGUUGCGGGGGCUGCCAUUUGUCUGUCGCUAUAUUUUGUCUCACUCAUAAUUCUUCAGAUCCCUCAUUCUUCCGCCUGACAAAUGAAGACUAAAAAAAGAAUACACAUACGAGUUUUUCUGUGGCGCGUUCAAAGAGAAGUGAGAAGUGAAAUAACGGAACUUGGAAACUGUUGCUAGCAGAUCUAGGUAAAGACGAUAGUUCUCAACAAACCUAAUGGAGAAAUGCUCUCUGAUGACACGCCGUAGCUGAAGUCACAUACUGGAUUUGCCUUGGGAAUCAGGCAUUAGGCAGGCAGGCAGGCAGGAAAAUGACAAGGAAAGGGAUUGUUUUCUUCUUCUUUUUCCCUUUUUUUUCUGGAUAUAUUGCAAAUCACGUAUAUUCCUUUUGUUGUCAUAUUUUUUGUUCUUUUUUUUAACACCCUUUUCCCAUUUUGUGCCAUCUAUGAAAGAAGUUGUAGGUUACUGUGACAUAGAUUUGUUGUUUGUCAUCAAACCGAUUUAAGAUUCAAUAUCAGUGCAAUUUUAUUGGAA